AUGAUGAUCCCAGCUGUUGUUGCGCCGCCAGCCAUGUACCCGAGUUUUAUGCGCCCCACGCCGUCCUUGCACCCGUCAUUGCAGUCGACGUUUCCUGUUCACCCAAGUUUUUUGGUGGAGGACCUACUGCGUAUCAACAGACCGACUGUAUUACUGAACCGCACUGUUCCAUCAACAAACGCCCCUCUGGUUUCAACAACUACGAACACCAUCCUGAACAAUUCAAAUCUGUCCGGCCCAGAGAGUCCUACACCGACUAAUGGAUCAUGCGCGCCGAAAACAUCUCAUUCUGUUAGGAAAGACCCAGCCUUCCUCAAAUUUGGUGUUAAUGCGAUUUUGGCACCAUCGCCAAAAAAAGUGUCCCCCGUUACGGUUCACGGUGUGCACCCUAAGGGCUUCCAUUCUCCUUACUUCGAUGGAUCAUUCUACCCGCUCGUCCGUUCCUCAUACUUUGCCUCCUCCUCAUCAGUUGUGCCUAUUCCCGGCACAUUCUCCUGGCCGCUUGCUCCCAGAGGAAAGCCUAGAAGAGGGAUGCUCCGCCGGGCAGUGUUUUCUGAUGUUCAGCGUAAAGCUCUAGAGAAAAUGUUCCAGAAGCAGAAGUAUAUCAGCAAACCCGACAGAAAAAAACUCGCUACGAAACUCGGCCUCAAAGACUCACAGGUGAAAAUCUGGUUUCAGAACCGACGUAUGAAGUGGAGAAACUCAAAGGAACGAGAACUGCUGUCUACGGGAGGCUGCCGGGAGCAAACCCUGCCCACAAAAACAAACCCUCACCCGGAUCUCAGCGACGUUGGGAAGAAGUUAUUAGAGGAAGAGGAAGAAGAAGAGGAUGAGGACAAUUUAAACCGAGAGAGCUCAAACGUACAACGUUUCUGCUACUCACCAACCGGACGUGAGCUAUCGGCCAGCAGAGAAUCAAACAAUUCCUCGCCCUACCUGUCGAGCAAACACUCGGAUUUCUCAGAUUCGGAGGAUUUCAUAACAGUUUCAUAA
Messenger RNA from Chanos chanos (milkfish), 993 nucleotides. It is a transcript of the gene dbx1a, whose product is annotated as developing brain homeobox 1a. The transcript is spliced from 4 exons. Gene Ontology annotation, molecular function: DNA binding; DNA-binding transcription factor activity, RNA polymerase II-specific. Gene Ontology annotation, biological process: cell differentiation in spinal cord; regulation of transcription by RNA polymerase II. Bases 1 to 993 code for a protein of 330 amino acids. NCBI's taxonomy places the organism in Eukaryota, Metazoa, Chordata, Actinopteri, Gonorynchiformes, Chanidae. The record is from RefSeq and is a predicted model, not a curated record.